Molecule: messenger RNA, 2023 nt
Organism: Nothoprocta perdicaria
Lineage: Eukaryota; Metazoa; Chordata; Aves; Tinamiformes; Tinamidae
Gene: RFTN2
Product: raftlin family member 2
Exons: 10
Coding region: 122-1645 (507 amino acids)
Source: RefSeq, a predicted model, not a curated record
UUCUGGAAAUGAUUUUUGUCUCCAACCAUGUUGAGGCUCUUUUCUCAUUCUCUCAUUCUGACUAACUUGCUUUUCCCCUCUGACUUGCUACUGGUGGAGCCGAUCUCUGGGAGAUCUUGCCAUGGGGUGCGGACUGAGAAAGCUGGAAGACCCAGAUGAUAGCAGCCCUGGAAAAAUCUUCUCUACGUUGAAGAGACCACAAGUUGAAACAAAGACGGAUUCUGCUUAUGAAUACGUAUUGCUGGAUUUUACUCUAGAAGCUUCCUCGAACCCAGAAGUUAUCAAGAUCAGUUCUGUGCUGGAUAUAGCAUCAAAGGUGGAAGAAUAUUACAAUUUAGGAUAUGUCGUAGGAGCUGUUCAUCCCAUUAUCCUGCCAAUUGGACGCAGGAGGCAUUUCCCUGCAAGUCACAUGUAUCGAGUGGUACUUUCACGAUUAAAAUUAAGCCAGAAGCACGCAGCACCCAGAGGACAAAGGCACCCCAGGCUGGUCAUUGAGGAAUGUCCCUUAAUGUGUGAAACACUGACAAACGAGGCAGUGAAGGAACUGCUGGAAAAGGUUAAUGAAGCUGGUAAAAAAGGAAAGAAGUUUGUGGGAUUUAUAAUGCAGCAUUUUCCUCAACCUAAAGCUUGUAAUGGAGCAAACACGGAUGGAAAUGCAGAGCUGGAAUCAACACUAGGCAGAAGAAACAGGGAACACAGAAGAAAAAAUUCUGAUGAAAACUAUAAAAACUGGAAUGAGGGGACACUGAGUGGUCAGUCAUCUGAAAGUGGGAUAGAAGAGGAAAUGCAAGCAGAAAGUGGAUUUUCACAGGAUGCAGAUGUCCCAUUUGGAAAAGAAGGCAGCCCUUUUAAACCACGAAAAGGAGAUGAUAAGCUAUAUACAGUCUUCAAUGUUUUUGAUGAUGAUUCUACCUGCUGGACAUAUCACGAGGGCCUUUUGUCCAUGAAAGUUACAAGAAAGGGAUCUGUUGUCAGUACACUGGAGGCAGACUGGCUAGAACUAACCACAUUUUACUAUAAACAAGGAUUGGCCUUAAUUGAUUCUUUUGUGCACUGGGAGACAUCAAAAGGGGACCACGUGCCCAGGUCUUUAGAAGGAUUGUUUAUCUAUGAAGAAGAAGGGUCUGGAGUUCCAGGUUCUAUCAGGAAAGGAAAUGACGCAAUCGUUGUUGAACAAUGGACGGUUAUUGAGGGAUGUGAAAUUAAAACAGAUUACGGACCGUUACUGCACACGCUGGCGGAGUUUGGAUGGCUUCUGACCUGUGUCCUGCCUACACCUAUUGUACGACAUGACAGUGAAGGAAAUCUGGCCACGAAGCAAGUUGUUUUUCUUCAGAGACCUGUCAUGUGGAAUUCGGCAGUCCAGACACCGGAGAAGAAAUCCUUAAGGCAGGUUACCAGGGAGGAAAAAGGCAAAACCUCUAGCAGAAGCGUUGGAUUGGACACAGCUACUUCUCACCCUGUAGAAAUGGGCCAAGCAGCUGAAGAGUUUCACCUAUCUCCUUCUAAAGAAUGUUGGAUCAAGGAGGGAUCUUCCCAGUAUGGAGGCUUUCCAGGAUUCAGUAGCAGUGAUGGAGUCUUAAGGGAAAUAGAUGAUGGACAAUUUGACCAGGAAGAUGGAGUCACUCAGGUCACGUGUAUGUGAUAAUGUAAGUAAUUGCAUCAGCUGGACCUGUACAUAAUCCUCACAAAUGUUUAAAAGAGAAACAAAAACUUUAUCCUGUUACUUCAAUGCUUUGAUAUAAUCCUAUGACUUUUCCCCGCCUCCUUUUAUAUUUUUGUUCUUUGUUGUGUUAAUCCUAUUGUAGUAAUAAUGCUAGUGCAAAAUACUGGUUUUCCGUCUCUUAGUAGAAUAAUUACAUGCCUGGGUGCUCUCCUAACUUCUUUGUUAAUGCUUUGGACAAGCAAGGAAGCAAAUGCUGCAAACCAGUGACGGAUUGUAUUCUGUAAGAGAGAAUGGAAAUGGGCAUGCUGCGCAUUUUGGAGGUAUUUUUUUAAAGGAUGUUGUAAAUAUUGCUGAAAA